Messenger RNA from Diorhabda sublineata, 2308 nucleotides. RefSeq names its product ras-related protein Rab-43 (gene Rab19). The record is from RefSeq and is a predicted model, not a curated record. The transcript has 3 exons. Gene Ontology annotation, cellular component: trans-Golgi network. Gene Ontology annotation, molecular function: GTP binding; GTPase activity. NCBI's taxonomy places the organism in Eukaryota, Metazoa, Arthropoda, Insecta, Coleoptera, Chrysomelidae. The coding region runs from base 142 to 807 and encodes 221 amino acids.
ACUGCUAACUUGGCAAUACAAAUAUGUGGUGUGUCAAAAUUGCCAAAUUCCUAUAAUUAAAUAGAUUAAAAAUGUGAAUUGUUAUUUUUAGCUUAUUUAUCACAAAUUCUUGAAAUGAUUUCUCCUUAACGAGCAUCGAAAAUGACUACCAGAAAUCCUACAACAUUAAUGUCAAUACCAAAUGAAGAGGCAUUCGAUUUUCUAUUCAAAAUUGUUAUAGUAGGUGAAUGUGGGACGGGAAAAACCUGUGUGGUUCAACGUUUUAAAAAUGGAACGUUUAUAGAAAGACACGGAAAUACCAUAGGCGUAGACUUUUCUAUGAAAACGGUAGUAGUAGAUAACAAAAAAGUGAAGCUUCAAAUUUGGGAUACAGCUGGACAAGAACGAUUCAGAACUAUAACUCAAAGUUAUUACCGUUCAGCUAACGGAGUUAUUAUUGUUUAUGAUAUUACAAAAAGAUCCUCUUUUUUAUCUGUAACCAAAUGGGUGGAAGAAGUGAAAAGGUAUUCUGGUAAUUCAGUACUUUUAGCAGUCGUUGGAAACAAAGCAGAUUUAGAAACAUUGAGAGAAGUCGAGUUUGAGGAAGCCGAAGGUAUCUGCCAGUAUAUGCCUGAUGUAUUAUUUGUAUUAGAAGCCAGUGCCAAAUCUAAUUCUAAUAUUGAAGAAGCUUUCAUGUAUCUUGCCACAGAAUUGAAGAGAAGACAUGAUAACGGAAUGUUGAUGCAAGACGAUGAUGAAGAUACUAUUAGAUUAGGGGAUACUAAGACAAUUACUAAAUGUAGCACAUGUACAAAAGGUUUGAUAUAAUUAUUUAUUUAUUUUAUUUACAUUUAUAAUGUAGUUUUUGGAUUUUAUUCAGGUGCCUUAAAAUGAACUGAAAUAUUUAUUAUUAUUUAUGUAUCACAGAUUUUGGUAUCUUCACAAUAAUGUUUUUAUUUUAACAGUUGAGGUGUAAUCAGUUUAAAAAAAAAUUAAUACUUAUAUCAAUAUAUUUUUGGUAUCCUUGGUAAUUUUGCUAAAAAAAUAUCAGAUCCUGUUGGAAACCAUCUCCAAGUUAAUCCCUGAUAUGUACAAGGUUUUUAGGGUAGAAACCCAGUUGUGAAUGAAGGAAAUUAACUUUCAUAAACAUGUUGAUAUCCUGCACCUUCCCCUAGUGAGAGUGCAGUAAUAUCGAGGUCAUUCAGCCCUUUUAUCAUAUAUGAGAUUUACUUUGGUCAAAACCAAAUUCAAGCAACUGAUUCCUUUGGAAUUUGGUUUAUGUAUUUUGAUUCGAUUUGGUUUCGAUGUUUCAUUAUAAUUUAUGGACAAAACAAAUUUCAAUAAUUUAGGUUAUGUCAACUAUUUCAAUGUUUUUAUUUUUUGAUUAUGUCACAACAUUUUUGUUGCUUAAAUUAAUUGAUUAUUUUUUAUAUAUUUUGAAAUUAUUUCUAAAAAGUAAACAAAACGAAUAUAUAGAAUUUCAUAAUAAACUAUUCUGACGAUCGUAUAACAAGGCCGUGACGAAUUUAAUCAUCUGUGACCAGUGUUGCCAGAUUUUUUUUGACUUUUCAAAUCUUCAAUAAAUUUCAAUUUCAAAUCCUUUAUGUAGAAGAAAAUUCGUCAAUUCCGGCAACACUAUCUGUUUUAUCCAAGGGUAUUAAAUAUUCUGUAGUUGCAUAUUGAUAAUAAAUUUGUUUAAAAUAUUUAAGUGCAAACUAAUUUUAUAUAAUUUUUUGAUAUUUUAAUUUCGUAUUUUUUUGAUAUUAUAUCGGAAUAGGAUUUUAUAAAGCUUUUUUUAGAUGUGAAUUGUAUCGUAGCUACACUACUGGAUGAAUUUAAAAUUAUAUUUUUAUUAGAUUCUUCCCUAGUUAUCGAAACUUAAAUUACUUCAUCUAGUUGAUAGGAAUUCCAACAAUUUGUUGUUAUAAUAGGUCAAGAUACAAUUUUGUCAAUUUACUAGUUUUUUCUAAACAGCAUAAUAGUUUUCUAAAAUCGAAUUCAGACGAAUUUCAAUCUCAAUAACAAUGUUAGUAUUGAGUCACCAUUUAUCAUAUUCCCCUGUAGAUGUGUAAAAUGGACAGAUCCGGCUUGGGCCUAAAUGAUAACAACAUUAUAAUGGAAUAUUUUCAGAGUCGUAUUUAAUUAAACGGUAUAAAUAUAUUAAUCCAGUUGUGUAGUUCUAUAUAAUUGUGAAUUUUAGAUUUUACAAGGUGAAUUUUGUAUUUAGAAUAAAACACGAUACGCUUAAUUUUUAGCAAAUCUGUGAAGUAUUUUAAUCUAUAUACUCAUUUUAUAUAUGAUUACGAUAAAUAAAUACGUUAAUUUAUUA